CUCUAUACAUCCUAGUCACUCUCACACUAGUUCGGUACUCUCUUCAUCGUACACUUCAUUCUGCUUCUACAUUCUUCCAAUCUUGUUUUUAUCGAAAUCCCAGAUCAAAAAAAUGCAGUACAAGAAUCUGGGUAGAUCGGGCCUGAAGGUUUCACAACUUUCAUAUGGCGCCUGGGUGACUUUCGGCAAUCAGCUUGAUGUCAAGGAGGCUAAAUCCAUCCUCCAGUGUUGCAGGGAUAACGGUGUUAACUUCUUUGACAACGCCGAGGUUUAUGCUAAUGGCCGGGCCGAGGAGAUCAUGGGUCAGGCUAUCAAGGAACUGGGAUGGAAGCGAUCGGACCUCGUCAUCUCUACCAAGAUUUUCUGGGGUGGACAGGGCCCGAAUGACAAGGGCCUAUCGAGGAAACAUAUCAUAGAAGGGACGAAGAAUUCGUUGAAGAGGCUUGAUAUGGAGUAUGUUGAUGUGCUGUAUUGUCACAGGCCCGAUAUAAUGACUCCCAUCGAGGAGACUGUGAGGGCUAUGAAUUAUGUGAUUGAUAAGGGCUGGGCUUACUAUUGGGGAACUAGCGAGUGGUCGGCUCAGCAGAUCACGGAGGCUUGGGCAGUGGCGGAGAGGCUGGAUCUCGUGGGCCCCAUUGUUGAGCAGCCUGAAUACAAUCUCUUAUCCAGGCACAAGGUUGAGUUGGAGUAUCUCCCUUUGUACAAUAACUAUGGUAUUGGUCUUACAACAUGGAGUCCACUUGCAUCUGGCGUUCUGACCGGAAAGUAUAACUCGGGAAAUAUUCCACCUGAUAGUAGGUUUGCCUUGGAAAACUAUAAGAAUCUAGCUAGCCGAUCAUUGAUAGAUGACGUGCUAAAGAAAGUGAAUGGGUUGAAACCAAUUGCAGAAGAACUUGGCGUGCCUUUAUCUCAACUUGCUAUCGCGUGGUGUGCUUCAAAUCCCAAUGUCUCCUCUGUUAUUACUGGUGCCACCAAAGAGUCUCAGAUUCAAGAAAACAUGAAGGCUAUUAAUGUCAUUCCACUGCUUACACCUGCGGUGCUGGAGAAGAUCGAGGCUGUUGUUCAGAGCAAACCCAAGCGUCCCGAUUCAUAUAGGUAGAUAUAAUUUGGAACCAAUCUAUUGGCGUCGCGCCCUACCAAUUAUCAUUUUCCAUUGUGUGCAAAAGAGUUUUCGUAUUUUGGUUUUUAUCGAACACAUGUAUUGUUAAAAACUAGUUUUCGUUUUCUGAAUUGGUAUUUUGGCCGUUCAUUUACAUUUUUCAUGGUGACUGGAUUUCUUUUGGAGGUUAUUAUGGCAUUUGAAGUUAAUUUUGCUUAA
Olea europaea var. sylvestris is the source of this 1318-nucleotide messenger RNA. RefSeq names its product probable voltage-gated potassium channel subunit beta. Lineage: Eukaryota; Viridiplantae; Streptophyta; Magnoliopsida; Lamiales; Oleaceae. Gene Ontology annotation, molecular function: voltage-gated potassium channel activity. Bases 113 to 1099 code for a protein of 328 amino acids. The transcript is spliced from 4 exons. Gene Ontology annotation, biological process: potassium ion transport. Gene Ontology annotation, cellular component: cytoplasm. The record is from RefSeq and is a predicted model, not a curated record.